GCCGGGUGCUAAGAAUGAAACGUCUGUGACGUCACAGCUCUACCUGAGUUUCGGGAAGGGAGUCGAAAAGGGGUGGCCUGAACUAAUGGGGACAAGAUUAUCAGAAUUGUUCUCGCAUGAUAAGAAGUAUACGUGAGUCAUACAGUCUACUUUUACCUGGAUUGCUAAGGACAUACAAAUUCCAACGUUUUGGAGAAUAAUAUUUCCCUGAAAUUGAUUGAGGUUCUACUUUCUCCCGGAUAGAAAGUAGCCUACUUCCUGGUCACAUUCAACUGCAGAUUGAAAGCAUGGCGGUCACCCCACGGCGUGUUCGGCUCAAGCCAUGGCUAGUGGCCCAGGUGGACAGUGGGCUCUACCCAGGUCUGGUGUGGCUCGAUCGAGACAACAAGCGCUUCAGGGUCCCCUGGAAACACGCUACGCGCCACACCCCCCAGCAUGAGGAAGAGAACACAAUCUUUAAGGCCUGGGCAGUGGAGACAGGAAAGUUCCAGGAGGGUAUUGAUGACCCUGACCCUGCCAAGUGGAAAGCCCAGCUCCGCUGUGCCCUCAACAAGAGCAGAGAGUUCAACCUUGUCUACGAUGGCACCAAAGAAGUUCCCAUGAACCCCCUGAAGAUCUACGAUGUCUGUGACAUCCCACAGCCCCUCAGUAACCCAGGAUCCUCAGACUCUGGGUCCUGGACGCCGAAUGACUGUGAUGAAGAUGAACCAGAUACUCCAGAGCCCCUUCCUCCUUAUCCAACAUCCAAUGGCACCAGCCCCACUCUAAUGUGGUCUCCUCCGGGGUCAGUAUCGCCCCUCCACCCCCCCAGCUGCCCCCCAUCAGUUGAAGUGUGGCCCAAAGAGGAGGUUAAGCCGUGGCCAAAAGAGGAGCCUUUGGAUGUGGAGAUGCAGCCCUCCCCUGAGGAGAUGGUGCCCCCUCCGCCACUUGACAUGCCUUCCCCUUCCAUGCCUGACAUGAUGUUCGCCUCCCCAGAGAUGUGGAUCAGCUCCUUGCCCAUGACAGACCUGGAGGUGCAGUUCCAGUACCGGGGUAAGGAGGUGUGUCCAGCCAUGACAGUCAGUAAUCCCCAGGGCUGCAGGCUGUUUUACGGGGACCUGGGCCCCAUGGUCAACCAGGAAGAGCUGUUUGGCCCUAUCAGCCUGGAGCAGCUGAGGUUCCCCUCUACCGAGCACAUCGCCAACGACAAGCAGAGGGUCUUCACCAACCGCCUGCUGGAUGUCAUGGACCGAGGCCUCAUCCUGGAGGUCAGUGGCCAUGACAUCUAUGCCGUCCGCCUCUGCCAGUGCAAGGUGUACUGGUCAGGCCCCUGUGCACCCAACCCCAAUGCACCCAACCUCAUAGAGAGGCAGAGGAAGGUUAAGCUGUUCUGUCUGGAGUCGUUUCUUAGCGGUGUAAUAGCCCAUCAGAGGGGCCAGUCGGCCAGCCUUCCUCAGUUCGACAUCAACCUGUGCUUUGGAGAGGAGUGGCCUGACAGCAGACCUAGGGAGAGGAAGCUCAUCAUGGUGCAGAUCAUCCCUGUGGUAGCACGUAUGAUCACUGAGAUGUUCUCAGGUGACUGCAUGCGCUCCUUCGACAGCGGCAGCGUGCGCCUGCAGAUCUCCAUCCCGGACAUCAAGGACAACAUCGUUACCCACCUGAAGCAGCUGUACCGCCUGCUACAGACCCACCAGGGCCAGGAGGGCUGGCCUCAGGCUCUGCCCCUGGGUGCUGGCAUGAGCCUGCCCCAGGCCCUGCACGCCCAGUGAAGCUACCCAGUCAACCAUGGCCCUACCAGGCCAGUCAGUCUCAUACACAGCUCUGUCUGGACACUGUCUCCUUACUGCUGCCUCUACUGCUGGGUUAUGUGGAGACCUGUCGUCAGCAAGCGAGUACUUAUGUUUAUAGAGGCGUGUUAAUCCGAAUAGGAAAAGGGAGAGGGAUUGCUUCAAUUUAGCCUUUUCCCUUUCUUUUGCUAUUAUGUUCUCUGAGAGGAGCCAUGUAUAUAUUGUGGUAAAUGCUGCUAAACAGGCACUGUAAGACUACUACUGUGGCAGUCAGUAAAACAUGGAUAGUGUCUGUCUGCAGUUCUAAAGCCCAGUGGCCUUGUACUCAAUAUGGGCAGAACUAGAGGAGCAUUGGAUGGCAUUAUGGGCAAAAGUCCUGUCAGCUGCAAGGCAACAUUGAACAUAGUCAAUGAGUUACAGGCAUAACCCUUGACCCCAUGUUACAAAAUACCAGUCAGUUAUCAAGCUGUGUCCUGGUCCUUGUUGCUCAUGUCAUUUUGUCUACUACCUGUUUUUAACCCAUGAAGAAUAUGUUUGAGUGCUAAAGCUAGAUAUUUAUAUAUUUUUCUUUUGGAGAAAAAACAUGCAAGUGGUUAAUCCAUUAUGUGAACUUUUAUGAUACACACUUUAAUCGUUUUCUUUCCUUUCUAUUGGUUAUUAUACAUUUGUAUCUCAUCAUGACUGCUGAGAUCCAUUCUAACGGUUCCUGCAAGAUAUAUCCUAUACCCUUUACUGGUUUGUUUAUGCUAAUACUAGUAGAUAAGAUCAGGUCAAGGUAGAGGAUUCGGUGAACCAAAUGGAUUGUUUAUUUUCUGAUAGACCUUAUCACCAUGUAUAGCCUCCAUUUAUAAUUUUAUGGAAUUUAAACCAUUUGUUUUGGUCCAUGAAAUUAGUAUAAGUGGUGUCGCUGCACUUUUGGGAGUAAAUUGAGUCUUAUGCUUAGAUAGCAUUUCAUUUUUCAAUAAAUUUUAUCCUAAUGAUUUGUAUUGUUUUUGUUGAAAAAUGCCCAUAACUAGGCAAGUGAUCUGUUUAGUUUUUUAGUUUUUUUAAAUGAAGGGAAUCCGCAAUGAAAUGUAUUCAGUAAUGAAAAAGGGUUUAAUUCAAAUUGACAAAGUUAUACCUGCAAGUGUUUUAUUCACUGGUAUUUUAUGUCAGUUUUACUGUCUAGUUAUUACAGUGGUUGUGUGUCAAAUAUACUGACACCAUAUGUAUUUGAUUAUUAUAAAAGGAUGAAACGCGUAUGCAUGAACAUGAUGCAGUAACCAUAAAAUGCAUUAUAAAUACAAAUUUACUUCAAGAUUACAUUUUCAAUGGAUGAUAAAUAUCCUUCGCUAUAAUGUUGACUGAGCUAUACAGAAAACAUUUAAAAGUAAAAUGCAAUAAACAUAUUUCCCAAAACCCUGA
This is a messenger RNA of Oncorhynchus kisutch (coho salmon), 3170 nucleotides long. Its product is annotated as interferon regulatory factor 6-like. Gene Ontology annotation, molecular function: protein binding; DNA-binding transcription factor activity, RNA polymerase II-specific; RNA polymerase II cis-regulatory region sequence-specific DNA binding. The transcript is spliced from 8 exons. Gene Ontology annotation, cellular component: nucleus. The coding region runs from base 288 to 1748 and encodes 486 amino acids. Gene Ontology annotation, biological process: immune system process; regulation of transcription by RNA polymerase II. Lineage: Eukaryota; Metazoa; Chordata; Actinopteri; Salmoniformes; Salmonidae. The record is from RefSeq and is a predicted model, not a curated record.